GCUGGACUUUACCGGGAGUACUUUACUUGUCUAGGCACUGACGCAAGAGAAUUGCUGGAUUCCUUGACCGCUGCUUCUCAAUUGGCUCUCAGACUCUCCUUCACUUGUCCUUCACCUUCCCACUUGCUUUGACCGGUUCCACUUGCCCGUCACUCACGCUCUCGUACCUGGAGCUUGACUUCCUUGAUCUUCCGUCACAGCAAUUGCUCAUAAACCCUUUCUGUCACUUCUGCGCAUCGACCAUUUCUUCACAUCACUCCUCACUCCGCUUGGAUCGAUUGUCCUUCUCUCUCAUCCUGCUCCUCAACCACAACUCACGUACCGUGCAUCUUAGUGCAAUACCCUUUACUACGCGUACCACUCAACUCUCCACCAUCAUGAAGACUCUUGCCGCUGUUGCUGCCCUUGUUGGCAUUGUCGCUGCUCAAUCUCUCUCCGACCUGCCACCAUGCGGUCAAACUUGCGUCAACAACAUGCUUGGUCAGGCGGCAGCUUUGGGCUGCUCCGCAACUGAUGUCGCCUGCCUGUGCAAAAACGACAACUUCGGCUUCGGAAUUCGCGACUGCUCCUACCAGGCUUGCCCACCGGAUACCAAUGUUGCUGCCAUCAUCGCGUAUGGUAACAGCUAUUGUGCCUCUGUUGCUUCUACUGCUUCCGGCGACUUCGCUGCAACCUCCGCUCUGACUGCAUCUGGAACUGCUAGUGGCCCGGCUGGAUCUGCAAGUGGUAUCUCUACCCUGACUGGUGGUGCUGGUGGCUCUGGUUCGGCUACAGCAACUGGUUCUGGCACCGCUGGUGGUGCAGGUGGUGCAGGUACCUCUUCAAGCGCAAUCUCCACCGAGACUCAGUUCAGCACCUUCACAUCUGAUGGAAGCACAAUCACGAGCGCAAUUGGAACUUCGACCAUCUUCAGUGUCGUUGCAGGUGCAGGAGGUUCGGCUGCCUCUGGUGCUUCCAGUGCCGCCUCAAACGCUUCUUCAGGUGCAUCCUCUGUAGCCUCUGGUGCAAGCGCCUCGGCUUCCAGCGUCGCUUCCUCUCUCUCCUCUCAAGCCGCGUCCGCUUCAUCUGCUGCCUCCAACGUCGGUGCGUCCGCCUCAUCCUCUGCAGCUUCGGUCGGCAGCUCGAUUUCUUCGCGUGUUUCCAGUGCUACAGGCGCAGCUGGUUCGGCCGGUAACUCAGCAACUUCGUCCGCUGGAGGUGCGGCUUCUUCGGCUGCUUCAUCUGCUUCUGGCAACUUUGCACCAAUGGUCACCGUGGCGGCCAAUGGUCUCGUGGGUGUUGCAGGUCUCGCUGCUGUUAUGCUGCUGUGAAGAGAAGACACCACAAUGUCGCAGAGUGAGAGACACUCUUGGAACUUUUCGAAUUUGCUUGCAAAAUCAUUGUUGAUACCCCACGAUCGGACGGCACUGCUUCGCGUCAGCGCUUUUAGGCGAGAGAAUGGUCAAUGCAGCACAAGGGACACGAUUGGCUGAACCAUUAUCAUUGCAAGGUGCCGGUUGAAGCUUUAACGAUGUACGGAUUAAUUGAACCAUACCCCAUUAGCAAAACGCAUCAGCUUUUGCUGUAAUAGGCCUGAAGAUAGGCUGAAUAGCUAAUACGAGAGAGCAUUCAUUGAAAAGAA
Exophiala xenobiotica is the source of this 1621-nucleotide messenger RNA. RefSeq lists its product as uncharacterized. The record is from RefSeq and is a predicted model, not a curated record. The transcript is spliced from 4 exons. Bases 378 to 1310 code for a protein of 310 amino acids. NCBI's taxonomy places the organism in Eukaryota, Fungi, Ascomycota, Eurotiomycetes, Chaetothyriales, Herpotrichiellaceae.